Messenger RNA from Rotaria sp. Silwood2, 759 nucleotides. NCBI's taxonomy places the organism in Eukaryota, Metazoa, Rotifera, Eurotatoria, Philodinida, Philodinidae. The record is from the annotation of a GenBank genome assembly.
AUGAUUACAAUUGAUAUAAAGAUUCGUUUAAUUAAAGAAAGUUUUAUUUUUUCACAGUUUGGUGAGAAAAUUCUUGAAAAUUUUCGUUUAAAUCCGUAUUAUCCAUUUACAUAUACUCAAUCAUUUACAUUUGAAUAUAAAUAUCGUCGCUGGUCAACAAUUUAUUUCAUAAUUAUUAUACAAAUAUUAAUAUUUGUAUUAACUCUAUAUUGUUAUUAUCAUUUUCAUAUAAAUGAAUAUUGGAUAUCAGGUUCUGAAUUUCUAUUAUUAUUUACAUUUGGACUUUUAACAAUAUUUUUAUGUUUAAAUCUUAUUGAAAAUUUCAAACAAAGACGUAUUGUUUUAUCUCCAAUUGAUUUUCAUGUAUCAAUCUAUAUAAAUAAUAGAUUAAAACAGCAAUGUUCAAUUGAUCGUGUGUAUAUAUGUUUACAUGAAAUUAAAUCUUAUAAUAUACUUCUUUAUCAUCUUGCAUUUAUUAUUGAAGAUAUUGAUUUUAUUAAAAUAAGUGAUUAUUUUUAUUGUAAAUUUCACUUACGACAAAUUGGAAAAUGUUUAGCAAAAAAUUUAUACAUUAAUUAUUUAGAAAGUCAAUAUUGGAUUGGUGUAUUUCCUAAAUAUAAAAAAUUAAAAAAUUAUAUUAAAAAAAAACAACAAACAGUGAAUCAAAAUUAUAAUACAGAUCAUCGAUUAAUGAUUCAAAAUAAUAAUAAUUUUCAACGAAAGCGAAAUAUUCAAUCAGAUAUAAUUAUCAAUUUAUGA